Messenger RNA from Rangifer tarandus platyrhynchus (Svalbard reindeer), 357 nucleotides. The record is from the annotation of a GenBank genome assembly. NCBI's taxonomy places the organism in Eukaryota, Metazoa, Chordata, Mammalia, Artiodactyla, Cervidae.
AUGCCAAGAGAAGAGGCUCACUUCUUCUAUGGUUCCCCCCGGAAAGGGCACAGCCACUCUUAUGUCACGGCUGAAGAGGCUGCAGGGAUUGGCAUCCUGACAGUGAUUCUGGGAAUUCUACUACUUCUCAGCUGCUGGUACUGCAGAAGACGAAGUGGAUACCGAAGCUUGAAGGACAAAAACAUUCAUGCUGGUACUCAAAGUACCCUGACAGGAAGAUGUUCACAUGAGGGGCUUGGUCAACAGGACAGCAAAUUGCCUUUUCAAGAGAACAAGUGUAAACCCGUGAUUCCCAAUGCUCCACCUGCUUAUGAGAAACUGUCCGCAGAACAGUCACCACCACCUUAUUCUCCAUGA